AGCAGAUUGGACCCGCAGCUCCUCACACCGUUAGUUAGCUGAGGGAUUUUUACCACAGAAAGGCCAUGGACGGAGCAGCUAAUUGGCAGGGACGUGGAGGUGAUGAGGAGGUGAUGCGUUACUUCGUGGCUGGAUCCCCAAUCAUUUAUGAAUUUAUAGAACUUCUUCAAGGUCUAAGUCCAAAGCUGAAGGAGGUGCCUACAGUGGAAAAGUGUGACUUCAUUCUGUUUUUUUCCCCAAGUGUUUCUGAAGCCAAAACUGCCGUUGAAAGUGCUUUGCUAGAGCUUCAUCACACUGAACCGACCAAGCCUGUUCUUCUAGUGGUGCUCCAUUACACAGUAGAUGGUGACAUCAGCAUAUCAGAUAGCAGUGAAUAUUUAAGAGAGAGCACCCUCACAGUGGACUGUCUGAUCUCCAACGACGAGAAUCUCCUGCAGUGCACAAAGAAUAAUGAAGCACUGACCAAAGCUAAAGAAUGGAUCCAGUCUGAGAUAGAAAAAAAGAAGCCUGAAAUUCAACAUAAUUGGCAGGGACGUGGAGGUGAUGAGGAGGUGAUGCGUUACUUCGUGGCUGGAUCCCCAAUCAUUUGUGAAUUUAUAGAACUUCUUCAAGGUCUGAGUCCAAAGCUGAAGGAGGUGCCUACAGUGGAAAAGUGUGACUUCAUUCUGUUUUUUUCCCCAAGUUUUUCUGAAGCCAAAACUGCCAUUGAAAGUGCUUUGCUAGAGCUUCAUCACACUGAACCGACCAAGCCUGUUCUUCUAGUGGUGCUCCAUUACACAGUAGAUGGUGACAUCAGCAUAUCAGAUAGUAGUGAAUAUUUAAGAGAGAGCACCCUCACAGUGGACUGUCUGAUCUCCAACGACGAGAAUCUCCUGCAGUGCACAAAGAAUGAUGAAGCACUGACCAAAGCUAAAGAAUGGAUCCAGUCUGAGAUAAAAAAAAAGAAGCCUGAAAUUCAACAUGAGCAUCCCUGUGCAUCCAUAGAUCGCGCUAAUCAAACUGGAACAGAGGAGGAAUGUGAUGGCGUUCUGCAUGACAUUGAUGAAGCAGAGCAAAUACUAAAUGACCUGCCAGCCACUAGGCCUGCUGCUUCAGGGAUGCUCUAUCAUACACCUAACCCAGACCUCACUGUGUUACAGAAGUGCGCUCAAAAUGAUAACGCUCCUCCUGAGGAAUCAAAGCCAACAAAAUCCAUGGGCAGAAAUAAAAGGCCAUGUCAGUCACCUCCUGUAGAAACCAAGCCUGUAAACAUUUUCUCUUGUGUUACUGGGAACACUCUGGGAUCUCAUAAUGAAUUUGUGAGAAUUCUCUGCAAACGAAGAGCAGAACUGCAGGAGGUUCCUACAGUGGAGAAGUGUGAUGUCAUUCUGGCUUUCUGUCCUGUUGUAUCAGCGGCUGGUAUUGACACUAAAAACGCACUGCAGCAACUUAAUGAUGUAUCCGGUUCUAGGCCUGUUGUUCUGGUGGUGCUCCAUCACACAUUUGACCCAGAGCUCAUUGUUCCAGACAGCAGCAGAUCAGUAAACAGAGAGAAAACACUGACAGUGGACUGUCUGUUCUAUGAGGAUAAAGGACUGCUGCACUGUAGGAGGAAUGAUGAGGCUCUCAGCAGAGUUUCAGAGUGGAUUGACACUCAGGCAUCAGAAGCAACUAAUCCAUUUGACAACUGGAUGGGGUUCUCUGAGAUGACUAGAAUGCUUUGGAGAUAUCCGGAGAUACCAAAUCCUUUGUCUUUACCACAGAAGAACAUGGGGUCGAGUUCUGUAACAGGAGUAAGUCAAGAUCUGCCACAGGUCAAACUCUGUCUUGGAAAGCUUAAUUUUUUCACUUGUGUUACUGGGAACACUCUGGGAUCUCAUAAUGAGUUUGUGAGAAUUCUCCGCAAACGAAGAGCAGAACUGCAGGAGGUUCCUACAGUGGAGAAGUGUGAUGUCAUUCUGGCUUUCUGUCCUGUUGUAUCAGCGGCUGGUAUUGACACUAAAAACGCACUGCAGCAACUUAAUGAUGUAUCCGGUUCUAAGUCUGCUGUUCUGGUGGUGCUCCAUCACACAUUUGACCCAGAGGUCAUUGUUCCAGACAGCAGCAGAUCAGUAAACAGAGAGAAAACACUGACAGUGGACUGUCUGUUCCAUGAGGAUAAAGGACUGCUGCACUGUAGGAGGAAUGAUGAGGCUCUCAGAAGAGUUUCAGAGUGGAUCGAGGUGAUACUGAGGAUCAUAACCAAGUUAUGAUCUGAAAAGUUAUCUGAAAAGUAUUCAUGAAAAUGAAGCAUCUAGUGAGUAUGAAAGAAUUUCUUUGUUUUCUGCAAAACCCGAUUAUUACUAUUUUUUAUAUUUUGGCAUUAACAUGAGGAUUCAUAACAUCUUAAAAUGAACACUUACCAAAAACAAAUUUCCAUCUACACCACUGCCCUGAAAAGAUUUAAUACAGCUCACAAAAAGAAGCUAAUGUGUGUGUUUGAAUCAUUAAGGCUUAAAUCCACAAAAUUAACAAGAUAUUUUAAGCUAAAGGCAACAGUACUGUGGGAGGAGCUGAGUCCAUCUUUCCUAUUUUUCAGGUUCUCUUAAAUAUUUCUGUAUUACAAAUGGAAACACACUGAAUACUCGGUUAGAAUUUCUGAGAAUACUCAAAAAAGACUUACCAGCACUGCAGGAGGCGUCUUCAGUAGAGGAGUGUGAUGUCAUUCUGGAGUUUUGUUCUGUCAGUCCAGCUGUUGAUAAUGAGGCCGUUCUGUGAAGAAUUGGCGGUAAAUACCAUUCAAAGGAAUACAGACUGAAUACGAUGAAGCUUAAGUUCUUAUAAUACUGGUUUCAUAAAUUUAAAUAAAACAAAUCCCUUUAAACAGCCAGCAAGCCUGCAAUUCUAGUGGUGCUUCAUAAACUUUCGGAUCCAGAGAAAACAAUAAGAGACAGCAGCAGGUCUGUAACCAGAGAGGAUGGAGUCACAGUGGACUGUUGGUUUCUUGAAGACAGGGGUAGACUGGAAUGCCCAGAGAAUUCAGAGGCUUUCAUUAGGGUUUUGAAAUGGUUGAGAACUAAGGUAUUACACCACACUGAUUUCCCUACAUCUUAUACUCUUCCGUUACACUUCACACAGUGACUGGCAGUUAGAGAUGCAGCACACAUCUUCAUUCUUGAACAUGGACCUAUUGUAAAAGCACAAGUACAAACAAAGGGAAAAAAAGUAAAUGAAAUGCAUUUUAGUUGUGUUUUCUAACUCUGCCUAAAGGGGGGUGUCACAGGAAGAGAGGAGGAUGGAGUGGGAACCCACAGGAGGAGGACAUGAGGAGCCUGGAUCAGCUGGUAGACCAUGAAGAUCAUCCAGAAAUGUGUUGAUCAACCCAGAAAACUGCACAUACAAAGUGAACAUAGAUUUUGUUGAGCUAACAUAAUAUGAACUAUGGGCUCUGUUCAAGCUUAUUUGUGUUCUGUUAAUAUACGUUUUACUUAGUAUUGAUUAUUAUGAACGGAUUCAUUUUCAUAAUGCCUCUUAACAAAGCCACAUCAAGGUGAACAUUGGCCCCAGACUAUAAAUCCUGGGGGCACCUCCAUUGCUCACACACAUUGCUCUUGUCUGACAUAAAGUGAGAGUUAAAGGGGGGGUUUGUCUCUGAUGUUCAACUUAACCCUUUUAUUUUGAAGGAGCAAUUUACACAAUAUAGCAUGGAAGUAAGUAACAAUACCAUAACUUCAGCCCUUUUAUGGAGCUGUUUUGAACUGUUUAGAGAAAGCGAGUUCAUUAGAUAGUGGUAGUGAUGCUGCUGUGAUAUUUGACAUGUUUUUUCUUCCACAUUUGCUACACAGGGUAUAGCUGUAUUUCAUAUAACGGAAUUUACAUAAUCACGUAGAUUUAAGCUAAUCUUCUAACGUGGUUCAAAAGCUUAUGAAGGGUAGUUGUCGAUGAUCACCAGUCAUGGUAGUUUCAUCAUUCACUUUUGUUUAUUUGUUUGUGUUUCGUUCAUUGAGUGCCUUUCGUCUGAUUAUAAAUGCUACUUUAUGCUGAGCUUCACUUGGUGGCCUAAUAAGAAGUAAUACAUUACUGUUAACUCAGUAGAACUACUGUAAAAGACACACUUAUUAGGUUUCUCUUUCCACAUUGCAUGUAUGUAGAUACUGCUUGGCAUCCACAAAGCAAGGAUUCUCAUUAUCAAAAUGCUGUCUGAGUAAUCCGUCUUGGGAAACACAAUGCUGAUCUACAGGGAUCUUCUUCACUGUGCAUGUCAAAUCCAAACUAGAAACGAUGUAUGUGGUAUUGUUUGCAAUCUGUGUUGUCGUCUAACUGCGUGUAUGCCACGCUUUUAUGAACUGCACUGUACACUCUCAGAAAAAAAGGUAUGACACUGUCACUGGGGCAGCACCCUUUUUGUCACUGUGGUGGUACCCUCAGGGGUACAUCUUAGUACCUUUAGUCAGGGAACAUAACUGUACCAGAAUCUGUUGAAAUGAUAUUCUCUAAGUUGUGCUGACUCCACACACCCUGUGUUAAAACCGCUGUUGCACCUUUGAGGGUGCACUUACAUUGUUUGUACCUUGAUGAACGAAUCAUGUACCUGCAUGGUGUCUUUGUUUCUAACAGUGUAAUGCUCCAUGUGUCUUAUGCUGCUUUCAUAUUCAGAAUUAAAUAUUCGUUUUCAAUAAUGA
Messenger RNA from Pygocentrus nattereri (red-bellied piranha), 4640 nucleotides. RefSeq lists its product as uncharacterized. The transcript is spliced from 19 exons. Bases 66 to 2231 code for a protein of 721 amino acids. Lineage: Eukaryota; Metazoa; Chordata; Actinopteri; Characiformes; Serrasalmidae. The record is from RefSeq and is a predicted model, not a curated record.